GCUCAGAGAGAGUCGAGCCGAUCGCAGCCGAUCUUAUACGAACUCGCACGAACUGUUGAGUAUGUGACCGAAGCUCAAAUUGUAACGGAAAUCCAGUUUAAUUGUGAUUUUGUGAACAAGUGAUAAUAAUGUUCAGAUUCUUUGUUUUCAUGGUGGUGUCUGCGCUGGUGACGGGCGAGCCGCCAGCGGAGCAGCCCGCGUCCAAGGCUCUGUCGGACGAGGCACACACACAGACAGACAGCGAGGAACCGCCCGAGGGAUACUAUGCGUUCGUCGAGUCUCCCAACGCGACGCCACCGCGGGUGCGCGCGCCCCCCUACCGGCAAGUAGCCACCGAGUGCGCGCAGGGGGCGGAAUCCCGCGCGCACGUGUCUGCAGACAACCUGUGCGGGGACCUCAACCGCGGCAUAAUUCCGCGGAACCCCAUGGGCCAGAACCCUAGCGGGGAACCCUAUCCUUUUGAGCUGAUCCGUAACCACACCCUCCGCUACCUGUCCCGUACGCUGCCCGUGCUGCGCGCCGACGACGCCCUGCCGCGCGUGGCGCACGUGGCCGCCCCCUCCCCCUCCCCCGCCGGCUACGGGCCCCCCGCGCCCAACUCGCUGUCCGAGCUACAGCACAACAGACUGGAGGAGCGCGGCAAGCGGUCCGCGGACGCGAGGGACAUGCCCAUGGAACACCGCGCCGCAGACGGCAGCGACAACCGACAGGGACGCAAGCUGUGCGAGGGAAACGGAGUAUUCUGCAUGUUAUACCGAGCAAUAAGCGGUGAAAGUAGUGGACCAGAGCGACGAGAAGAUCCCGGGGUUCCUCAUAGUCCGCACACCCCUCACAGACAUGAGGGUCCCCCCACACCAUGUCCGGCGCGCGUCGAGUACGCGACACCAGUGUUCGCCCGCAACUACCAAGGUGUUUGGCGCUAUGUCGUACAAAUACCUUAUGAAGGAUACUUCACGCAGACUGUCGAAGUCACGCGGUGCAUGCAGUCCCGCUGCCACUACCUGGACGGCGGCUGCCUGAGCUCCCCGCGCUGGGUGUCCCUCCUGGUGGCCGAGCUGCACUACCCUCCCCCGGCCGCGCCACAGCACCCAGAAACGGACUACCAGCAGCAAUACGGAGCCCCGGCCAGCGAGCCUAGCACCGAGAAGCCGCUGCACUGUGACGGCCACGACGACCUCGGCUGCUACCAGGUUCGUCUGUACUACGACUGGUUCCUCGUCCCCGGCUCCUGCAAGUGUUGGCGUCCCGACUACUUUGCCAGAUACGUUCGACGCAGGCAUAACGAACUAUAAUCACCGGAACAUAGAGGACAACGCAGGGAAAUCGUAUUAAAAUAUUUAUAUUUCCAAAGCUUAAUAUAAUUUUACUAAAUUUUAACUACUACAGACUAAGUUUUAGCACAAAGGUGAUAUAGAAUGCAUUUUUAACGAUAAGGCGGGAGGCAUCCCUAAAAACGAACUUCCUUGUGUGUGUGGCUAGAUUAUGAAAAUUGUUACAAUCUGUUUCCUUUUCAACCUGUUGGAUUAUUUUUUUAAUAUCAUAAAAAAGGGCCAAAUCAACCGAGUCUUAGCGUGAUAACACGCCCAUCAAUCCUAAUGAAUUAAUAUUAAGUAAUUCACAAGAGAGCAAAAUGUAUUUUAUUAAAAACCCUUUGUGUCUCACAAGUAAUACAUAUUAUAUUAGAUUGUGUGGCGCAAUUACCAGAUCAAUCGAUACCAAAAUUCAAGCGUCUAGUUUUAUCAACAACGAAGUUAUAGGGAGAUCGAAAAUGAGAAGCUUCGAGAAAAUGAUGAUAUGGCCGUGCCGAUUGUUUUUGCUAGACACGGCUACAAUAUAGGUGGUGACAGCUGACAGCUGUCAACAAUACUCUCAAAUGUUAAUCUCAUACGUGCUCGGUGCUGCCCGCGGCUGCCAGAUGCAACUGCUGGCAAGAAUACAUUAUUUAGUAUCUUGUAAAUUAUUGGUUGACCUUAUUUAUUAAUUUUUGUAUCAUUAAAUAAAAUUUGCUAUGAACAUAGUCUUAAGCUAGUUAUUGUAUUUCUUGGUGCUAAAAUUGUGAGACUGUCUUUUUAAGAAUCAUAAAGAAUAGACUUUUAAUUAAGUAGUACGAGUUAAAUAUUUAAUUAAUCAUCUCACAACGAAGUUUAAGCUUAAUACUUACACACUUAAGUUAAUAAAGGUAAUUAGGUAGAUAUUUGUUAUACUGUCUUGUAAUUUAAGCUACCAACACGCAUUUAUAGUUUGUAAUAAUUAGUUAUUUAUUUCUGAACUAUUAAAUUAUAAAAAGUU
This is a messenger RNA of Leptidea sinapis, 2289 nucleotides long. RefSeq lists its product as uncharacterized. The record is from RefSeq and is a predicted model, not a curated record. Gene Ontology annotation, biological process: central nervous system formation; innate immune response; regulation of Toll signaling pathway. The transcript is spliced from 10 exons. Gene Ontology annotation, molecular function: Toll binding; growth factor activity. Gene Ontology annotation, cellular component: extracellular region. NCBI's taxonomy places the organism in Eukaryota, Metazoa, Arthropoda, Insecta, Lepidoptera, Pieridae. The coding region runs from base 129 to 1292 and encodes 387 amino acids.